AUGUCUUCUCCCUUCCUUCUCCCCGCCUCUCUCUCUACCUCUCUGAAUAAGUCUGUUCAUAUCUAUCUAUCUAUCUAUCUAUCUAUCUAUCUAUCUAUCUAUCUAUCUAUCUAUCUAUCUAUCCUUUCUUUUAGCUUCAUACAGUCAUCUAAUGUCUGUGAGUCUCUCUCUUUCUCUUUCUCUCUCACUUUCUUUACCCUCUCUUAUGCUUUCUCUCUCUCUCUCUCUUUCUAUUUAUCUCUCUCCCUCUCGCACUUUCUCUAUCUCUUUCUCCCCCUCUCCCACUUUCUCUAUCUCUUUCUAUCCCUCUCUUUCGCUUUCUCUCUCUCGCUCUCUUUCUAUUCAUCUCUCGCCCUCUCCUACUUCUUCUCUUCCUUUCUCCAUCUCUCUCUCUCUCUCUCUCUCUCUAUUUAUCUCUCUCUCUCUCUGUCUGUGCGCGCGCUUCCUAUCAUCUAUCUAUCCAUCUAUCUAUCUAUCCUCCAUCUAUCUAUCUAUCUAUCAUCUUCGACGUCAGUGUCAGUAUCUAUCCAUCUAUCUAUCUCUAUCUAUCCAUCUAUCUCCAUCUCAGAGUGUGCGCAUCCAUUUCAUUCAUCUAUCUAUCUUUCCUAUCUAUCUAGUUCAUCUAUCUAUCUAUCUAUCUAUCUAUCUAUCUAUCUAUCUAUCUAUCUAUCAUAUCUAUCUAUCCAUCUAUCUAUCUAUCAUGUCAUCUAUCUAUUCAUCUAUCGACGUCAUCAGUAUCUAUCUAUCUAUCUAUCUAUAUAUCUAUCUCAGAGUGUGCGUAUCAUUCAUCUAUCUAUCUAUCUAUCUAUCUAUCUCAUCUAUCUAUCUAUCUUUCGAACUGACAUACGUUUUAAAACAUUCAGCUAA
This is a messenger RNA of Acanthosepion pharaonis, 867 nucleotides long. Lineage: Eukaryota; Metazoa; Mollusca; Cephalopoda; Sepiida; Sepiidae. The record is from the annotation of a GenBank genome assembly.